GCAACGGAGACAUUCCAUCAUUCCAUCGCUCUGCUCAAGGGCUCCAUCAGCAAUCCGUGCGAGGGAACGGAGCUAAGGAUAAGUUUCAACGAGCAGCAGGACCAACACCGGCCAUUAUCAUACUCGUACUCCGCGGAUUCCCGAUACGGCACACACACCCUGCAGCGUGCAGCGCGUCACUCGGCAAAUAGGAAUCCUCGAGUGCCUGCUAACCGGCGACUGGUGAAGGUUCCCGUGGUACACGAUAAGGCAACCCCAAAACCGGGCGACCAAUCGGGUGACGAUGGAAUGAUGAUAAACACGGGAGAGCACGCUUUACGUAGAUAAGAUUGCGGCGAGACGGCAUGUUCCCGACUGUCCAGUUGUCGUUGCGCGAUCGCAGGGGAUAGAACCCGUUUUCGUGGUGCAGCUCAGCGUACGUGAAACCCCUAGCGUGUGGCGAAAGCGUGUAUCGUAUUCGCGGGCUCAAGAGGUCGCUUACUUCUGCAUUCUCGAGAGCAGCGUGGUUGCCGAGCACGAGCUGGCAUGGCUGAAAACGACGAAGUAGCCGCUGCCAUCGCCGAUGGCAACGUGUGUGAAGCAAAGAUUCAGUUUCGGCAACUGAAAUUAUUCCCAGCGAUCGAUGAAAAUAAUAAUUUCAAAAUUAGUACAUCCGAUUUCCUCGAAUCAUCGCACCAAAUAGUGGACGCCAUAGGUUGCUUCGGUAAGCUGUUCUCACCGAUCGUUAAAGAUAUGCGACAAAAUGUGAAGAAAUUGGAAGACAAAUUCAAAACCAAUGAAACACUGUUUGCGCACAUCGAAGACUUAAUACUUAAGGACGCGGAAGGCAACGACAAUCCCUACGAUACGGUGACCGAUGGGUUGCUGUGGUUGAAAAGGGCAUUUGAAAUGAUGGAACUGUUCUUCCGCAAGGUGUUGGAAGAUGAAACGUGCAGCGAGCAGCUGAAACCACACCUUCGAAAAGCCUACGAGGAAUGUUUGCUGCCGUAUCAUGGCUUUCUGGCGCAGAAAGGAUUUCAGAUUCUUCACUUUUACGUCCCGAGUCGGACAAGCCUAUUGGGAUCAUCGGAUGCAAAUGCGGACAACUUGAAGGCGCUUGAUGAGUUCCUCUUACACUUUCGCGCCAACCUACACCACCUGAACGAUUUUUUCACCAAACAUGACCUACACCGUACUUAUAAAGCAUAGGAGGCCAGUGAUCGCAGUAGAGGAGAGACGCAUGGCAUACUAUGGUAUUUAAUAAAAUAAAUGUAAAACAGUCA
Messenger RNA from Anopheles aquasalis, 1262 nucleotides. RefSeq lists its product as uncharacterized. Gene Ontology annotation, cellular component: cytosol; cytoplasm; membrane. The record is from RefSeq and is a predicted model, not a curated record. Lineage: Eukaryota; Metazoa; Arthropoda; Insecta; Diptera; Culicidae. Gene Ontology annotation, biological process: ceramide transport; intermembrane lipid transfer. Gene Ontology annotation, molecular function: ceramide 1-phosphate binding; ceramide 1-phosphate transfer activity.